AUGUCGCCUUCAGCAGCGGAUAUAGACAAAAACCCUGCGCCUAGCAAUGGCGCUCUGAGACAUGUAGGCAAGGACCGUGCAAACGUCAAUGCUCCUCAACCGCUAAAGUACUCGGGCACUCUUGACAGAUACGAAUACUUCGAUGUUACUAAAAUUAUCGGGCGUGAGUUUCCAACACUCCAACUAUCUAGCAUACUCCACUCAGAAGAGGCUAUCCGAGAUCUAGCCAUUCUAGUCUCGCAGCGUGGCGUGGUCUUCUUCCGGAACCAGGAUCUCACCAUUGAGGAUCAGAAGGUGCUAGGCCAGCAAUUGGGGCGGCUGACAGGCAAGCCUGCCACAUCUGGCCUUCAUCGCCAUGCACUUUUCAAUUCCAAGCGUGGACUAAAAGUCGAUGAGAACGGGAAACUUGACGACGAAGUGUCCAUUAUCAACUCUGAUCAGUUUCGCCAUCUAUAUGGCGAACGCUACAGUCCGAGGUCUCAACUACUUGCCAGCGAGGGAUGGCACGCCGAUAUCACCUUCGAGCGCGUGCCGUCUGAUUAUGCAAUUUUGAAGAUCGUGCAAGUCCCCGAGGACGCAGGUGGAGACACGCUUUGGGCCUCUGGCUAUGAAGCAUAUGACCGUCUAUCACCUGCAUACAAGAAACUUGCCGAGAGUCUGACUGCCACCCACUACCAACCUAAUUUCAACAAAAUCGCUAAGGAGCAUGGUGAGGAGUUGUUAGUUGAGGACAGAGGUGCUCCCGAGAACAGCGGGCUGGACUUCAAGGCGAGUCAUCCAGUGAUACGCACAAAUCCCGUGACAGGUUGGAAGGGCUUGUUCGCAGCUGGCGGACAGGUCGAGCACGGGUGGAUCGACGGCGUGACACCUCGUGAGAGCGAUGAUCUAAAAAAGUACUUCUUGGAUCUUAUCUCCCAGAACCAUGACUUGCAGGUGCGCUUCAAGUGGAACAAGAAUGACUUGGCGAUUUGGGACAAUCGCUCAGUCUUUCAUACAGCAACAAAUGAUUACUACGGCAAGAGAAGUGGUAAUCGGGUGGUAAGCCUGGGAGAGGUGCCGUUCUACGACCCAAACUCCAAGUCUCGAAGAGAGUCACUUGAUUCUCGGAUAACAGACUAG
This is a messenger RNA of Cyphellophora europaea CBS 101466, 1119 nucleotides long. RefSeq lists its product as uncharacterized. The record is from RefSeq and is a predicted model, not a curated record. NCBI's taxonomy places the organism in Eukaryota, Fungi, Ascomycota, Eurotiomycetes, Chaetothyriales, Cyphellophoraceae. The transcript is spliced from 2 exons. Gene Ontology annotation, molecular function: 2-oxoglutarate-dependent dioxygenase activity. The coding region runs from base 1 to 1119 and encodes 372 amino acids. Gene Ontology annotation, cellular component: cytoplasm.